Molecule: messenger RNA, 2193 nt
Organism: Cynara cardunculus var. scolymus (artichoke)
Lineage: Eukaryota; Viridiplantae; Streptophyta; Magnoliopsida; Asterales; Asteraceae
Product: katanin p60 ATPase-containing subunit A1
Exons: 14
Coding region: 29-1774 (581 amino acids)
Biological process (GO): proteasome-mediated ubiquitin-dependent protein catabolic process
Cellular component (GO): proteasome regulatory particle, base subcomplex
Molecular function (GO): ATP binding; proteasome-activating activity; ATP hydrolysis activity
Source: RefSeq, a predicted model, not a curated record
AAAAAUCGAAGGAGAUUGAGAAGUUCUCAUGGCGUCAAUGCGUCGUCUUGCUCGAACAAUUCAGAUGUGCCGUACAAUCGCAUAUCGUAGAACCCUAACACCUUCAAAUCCACCUCCGCCCCACCUCCCUUACUGUACUUUCAAGCACAACAUCCACCCUUACCAUGAUAAGUCUUGCGGGUCAACUAAUGUUCCUGGAUUAAAUUUUCUUCCUGCUAUGCUAGCCGGGUUUUUUGGAUUUGGCCUAGUAGACAUAGCCUAUGCAGAUGCACCUGAGGCUGAGGCUAAAACACCUUCACCACCUGAAUCACCUUCCACAUAUGUUGAUAUGGAGGUUAUUGCCAAAAAUGAAAGAGCUCGAUUAGAAGAGUUGCUUAAAAGCAAAGGAAUGCACUAUGGUUCUUGUCCUCGGUUUACUGUUGCUGUGAAGGGCCAAAAGGUUACAAUCAAGUUCCAAAUUCCUCCUACCUGUGAAAUUGCACUUUUGAUUUCAAAUGUUGUUGCACAUCUUGGGGUCAAAGUUGAGGAACGAGCUACUGGUUCAGAUAUGGCUUUGCGUGCUUGGGAUAGUGGCGUUGCCUGGCAGUUAACACUCAGUCGUCCAGUGGUGCAGAAGGAAGCUGUAAAGAAUAAGGGUAGUUCUGAUGCAAACUCAAAUGAUGGAGAUCUUUGCAUUUUGUUGUUCCGAUCACUCAUUAGUUCCGAUAAACCAGAAAUGGAGUUUAUAAAGCAAGGGAGCUUUACUGCUGAGGAACUUGAUGCUCUAGCAUCUGUGUUAAAAUUGGCAGGAGCGGGCCAAAGCAGGAUUGCGGAUAGAAGAGGAGAUACAACACGUACACCGUCCAUGGAUAAGUCAGUCACCAGUCUAGAGGGCAUGGGGGUGAAGAUCUAUGGACUUAAGGAGCCUAAAAUAGAGUACCAAAAGUCUGAGAUAUCAUGGGAAAACAUCGCAGGGUAUAAUCAGCAGAAAAGAGAUAUAGAAGAUACAAUACUGUUGGCUCUGCAGAGCCCUGAGGUUUAUGAUGAAAUUGCUCGUGGAACCCGGUGCAAGUUUGAGACAAAUAGACCUCGUGCGGUACUGUUCGAAGGUCCACCAGGUACUGGGAAGACGUCCUGUGCUCGUGUUAUAGCUAAUGAAGCGGGUGUCCCAUUGUUAUACGUGCCGUUGGAGGUGAUUAUGUCAAAAUAUUUUGGUGAAAGUGAAAGGUUGUUGGGUAAAGUGUUUACACUUGCCAAUGAAAUUCCCAGUGGUGCAAUCAUAUUCCUCGAUGAGGUUGAUUCCUUCGCUACUGCUCGUGAUGGUGAAACUCAUGAAGCUACUCGGAGAAUCUUGUCGGUCAUAUUACGUCAGAUUGACGGGUUUGAGCAGGAUAAAAAAUGCGUGGUCAUUGCUGCAACCAACAGGAAACAAGAUCUUGAUCCUGCUUUAUUAAGUCGGUUUGACUCAAUGAUCACAUUUGACUUACCUGAUCAGCAAACUCGUCAGGAGAUAGCAGCUCAAUAUGCAAAACAUUUAGCAAAGACCGACCUAACUGAAUUGGCUGCAGCUACUGAAGAAAUGUCUGGACGGGAUAUUAGAGACGUGUGUCAGCAAGCAGAGAGGCGUUGGGCAUCAAAGGUUAUACGAGGGCAAGCACAAAAAGACGAAGACGGUGGUUCACUUCCACCACUUCAAGAGUACAUCGACAGCGCUUUAGAACGACAUAAAGUUCUAGUCGCGGCUAAACGUGACCAUACCUUGCCAUCCAAGAAACCUCAAUAUGACUUCCUCUGAGGCUUCUAUAGCAUUUCAUAGAGUCAGGUUCAAACAAGAACAAUGAGCAGAUAAGAUAACAAGAGAACGGCCAAAUCACAUGUGAUUCAUGCGACUCUAGCCACGACCUUAGAUUCGUUGGCCAAGUUGCUCGCUCACCCUUGCUUUGACCUGUUCCUUAAUCGCAUGACUUCAGUUCAAAAUCACAUGGGAUUUGGUCGUUUUCUUGUUUUAUUAUUUUGACCAUGUUCUGGUUUAAUCCUCGUAAAUAUAUAUAAUACAGAUUAUCAGUUUGAGUUACCAUAGUUAUUAAUCCUCCCCAACCUAAAGCCAUUUCUGUAAGGUAUGUGAAGCUAAGGAUGAUGCAACUUCUUACCAUUUCCGACCUAUGUAAUUUUUUCGAUCAAAAUGAUAGUGUUUCGUGAACCUACUACACUUAU